UGACCCCAGCACUGCCACGCAGCAGGAUCGCCGAUCACUUAGCCCUAGGCCAUGUAGAAAAGCCCAUCUUCCCCAGAUCCUAUCUAAUCCUCGAAUCCACGAAGCCCAGUCUAUGAAACUACACAGCAGAAUGACCUCCUGCACGCAAAAAACAUUCGUACCAAGCUUGUUUGGCCUGUUCGGCCUCGCCGCCCUCACUGCAGCAAUAUGGCCAUACUUUAGGCUCCCCGCUGACCCCAGGUCGGCCCGGGCCUACCACACGCGUCUCCAGGCGGCGCUGUGGCUCAUACCCUCGGCCUUCUGGCUGUACUCGGCAUACACGAUGCGCCCGGGGGCGCAGAUAUGUCACAACGGGAGAAUGAUGGAUCGGGACAAGCCAGGGCUGUACGAUGCCAUUGCUUUUGGCUUACUCUGCGCCUACUGGACCUGGUUGGCGAGGCUGAGGUCGUCCUGGGGCGUUGGCCGCAGGGUCGAUGUGCUGGGGGCUGUGCUAGGGUCCUCGGUUGUUUCUUUGCUUUUGUUGACAUUGGACGCCAAUAUAACCUUCUAAGUUAGGGUCAAGGGCAUCUAAGGCUAUCUCUCAUGUAAAAUUGUGCAUACAAAUUACUAAGACCUCUCACAAAUUGAUAAAGAAAGGAUCGCGAGUAUUAGGGCCUAUACUGAGAAAAAGAAAAUUCAUGAUUAAGCUCUACCGCUCUCGUCCCGCACAU
Messenger RNA from Emericellopsis atlantica, 710 nucleotides. RefSeq lists its product as uncharacterized. The record is from RefSeq and is a predicted model, not a curated record. Bases 113 to 550 code for a protein of 145 amino acids. The transcript is spliced from 2 exons. Lineage: Eukaryota; Fungi; Ascomycota; Sordariomycetes; Hypocreales; Bionectriaceae.